AUGGAGCUUGAGACGUGCUGCAAAGAGGAAUGGGUGAAACUGCCCAAAGAUAGAUUAACCCUAUAUAUACUUUCCUAUAGUGCUUUAAGGUACCUUAUUCCUGUAACAUCGCAACAUGGAAUCAAAAGAAGUGGAUUAAGUCCCAUCCAUUCUGCAACAGAUGGACAAAGUGUGCAGUGCUUGGAGCUAUUAAUUGAAAAUGGCUUUGAUGUCAAUGAACUUUUGGCUGAACAUAUGUCUGAAAACUAUGGUGAUAAAAGGAAAACAGCGUUAUUUUUUGCCGUCUCCAACAAAGAUGUUCUGUGCACUGAGAUGUUAUUAAAAGCUGGUGCUAAUCCAAACAUAGACCCUCUAAACUGUCUCCUUGUGGCUGUGCGAUCCAGGAACCAUGAAAUAGUGAGGCUGCUGUUAGCUCAUAAUGCUGAUGUCAACUGCUAUUUCAUGCUUGUGAAUGACACUCAUUUCCCUAGUGCAAUACAGUACGCCCUCAAUGAUGAAAUCAUGCUACGCUUAUUGUUAAAUAAUGGAUACCAGGUUGAAAGGUGUUUUGAUUGCCUACAUGGGGACAUUUAUGGUGGCUCAUUCAUAUGGUCAACCUCCGAAGAAGAAGUGCUACCAGACUGGACAUCGUGUGUUAUAAAAGACAGCCCUUUUUGUGAUUUCAUCACUGUAUCCUGGAUGAAGCAUUUGGUUGGAAAAGUCAUUCGAGUAUUAGUGGACUACAUGGAUUAUGUUCCAAUUUGCACAAAAUUGAAAGCUGUACUUGAAGUUCAAAAAGAGUGGACUGAGAUCCAGGAGAUUAUAGGAAAUCCUCGUCCACUGAAGCACUUGUGCCGACUGAAACUACGCAAACUUCUUGGGCUGGAGAGAUUACAGAGUCUAUCUUCAAUAAAGAGAUUUCCUCUGCCACCUCUUCUUAAAUCAUUUUUAAUGUAUAAAGAGUAUGAUUUAUAUGGGAGGGGAUUACACUUUGAUACUUAAUACAUUGCACUACUUUAAAGCUAAGUAAAGAGUUUCUUAUUUAAAAAAAAUAAUAAUAAUUGCUUGAUAAUGCCAUGCAAGUAUCCUGCUAUGUUUCAUGAUAAGGACUCGGGAAUCACAAGCCAACAGUAACAAAACCAGCAGAGAAAAAAAAAAGUAAUCUAUGUUUUAUACUGCAUAACAUGUUUUUGGUGUUUUUAUGUGAUUCUUGCGCUGGAGUAAUACCGGUAAUGUAAAUAGUGAAUAACAUUUAAAUGUUUUAUUAACUUUAUUUAUGUUCACAAAAGUAAAGUAGUUUGCCAAAAGCCAAGAAGAUAGUAAGUGUAUAAGUAGGAAAACAAGACAUCAAAUGAACAGGUGACAAAGCCCAUCUAUUUAAAAUAAAAUAGUAAAUGGAGUGUCAAGUGCUUGUGCUUGGAACCGGCAAAGAUGCAAGAAUAAGAUUCUACAAAAUAUAUAAGAAUGUGAUGUGGGGGCAUGAGUACGACUGGGAAGGGGGGGCAGGGAGUGCUGCUGUGGUGAAGAACUGGAUGCCCGUGAAAUCUGUUUUGUGGAAAUUUAGAAAGACUCACAUACAUAAUUGGCUAAGGUACUGCCCUAUUUAUAUAAUCCAACUGUAGUGUUUGCAGUGGAAUUUGUUUGCAGAAAAGGUGGGUAAAAUGACUCUAUGCCCACGAGGAAGUGUAGAGAAAAUUGUACAUGUGCUGAGACUACUGUUGCAUGUUUUCUUAAUUGUUUAGCAUAUUGUUAAAAAUGUUUUGAGAAUUUACACAAUGUUUUCCAAUAUCGCAGGACACAUGUCAUUGUAGGAACUCUACUGGUUUAAUAAAUCUUGCUUAAUAGUUCACUUUGGCAUACCACGCUAUUAUGUAUAUUUAAACAUGGAAGAAAGGUUUGCUGUUUGCAUAAUAAAUGAUGAUG
Molecule: messenger RNA, 1902 nt
Organism: Pseudophryne corroboree (corroboree frog)
Lineage: Eukaryota; Metazoa; Chordata; Amphibia; Anura; Myobatrachidae
Product: ankyrin repeat and SOCS box protein 15-like
Exons: 4
Coding region: 1-981 (326 amino acids)
Biological process (GO): intracellular signal transduction
Molecular function (GO): protein binding
Source: RefSeq, a predicted model, not a curated record